Messenger RNA from Paramuricea clavata, 11366 nucleotides. NCBI's taxonomy places the organism in Eukaryota, Metazoa, Cnidaria, Anthozoa, Malacalcyonacea, Plexauridae. The record is from the annotation of a GenBank genome assembly.
AUUCACAAACAGGGAAGGAAGAAAUUGCUGUGAAAUCUAGUGAGGAAGCGGUCAUUAUAAGUGAGAGUUUGAGGUCAGUUGAUUAAUGGUCAUUAAUGUAUUUAUUAUAUAAACAUAAGUCAUAUAGAGUUUUUGGCCACUGAGAAAAAUCGUAUUUAAACACACGUAAAAAAUACGAUAUUUUUACGUGUGAAAAUAUCAUUUGUUGUAAAACGCUUUUUUAAAAUUGUUUUUCACUGAAUGUUGUUUAUAUAAUAAACAGAAAAAUACAUGGGUGCUUGGAAAUACCAGAUUUAUUUCUCGUGUUGAACAUGAUAUCUCACUCGUUCGCUGCGCUCACUCGUGAGAUAUCAUGUUCAGCACUCGAAAUAAAUCUGGUAUUUCCGCGUAUUUCUAUACGAUUUUAUAUCCGGGACUUGAAUUUGCCCCCCAUUAGCUGCGUUCCCAAUUUUUAAACUCGAUGCCUCCUCUAGUGUUAUUUAUAUAAUCUCUUAGUGUUCAGUGUUUCCACUUUCAAGGAAAUUUCCUUUUUCAAGGAAAUUUUGACCGAAAAAAGACGUUUCAAGGAAAAAAAAGGAAUCAAGGAAAUCUAAGGAAUUUUUGAAAAUUCUAAGGAAAUUUAAGGAAUUUUUGUGAAAUGCUUUGAAGAUUCUUUCAGGAACCUUUCAUUAAUUUUAAAUUAUAUUACUUUCCUUCGCUCAUAACCAAUAUGUCCGCAUGCAAAAAUAAAAAAACCUCUUUAGGAGCCUGUGACCGAGUCAGUAGAAUCUAGAAUUAUUAAAUAAAUAUUAAGUAGGCUGCACACAACCUGAAUUUUAGGCGGAAAUCAGGUAGCGUGCUGUGUGCAGGCGAAUUUAUAUGAAUUUAUUUGUCAUGUGAAUUUCUUGACUAUUGAGAACAAUAUUAAAACUCUAGUAUUUUACAUUUUAAAGCUUUCAAAAUUGUUGUGUAAAGGCUUUGUUUCUAAGAGUUGUACGAAAUAAAUGUACCAUUCUGUUUCUGUCUUAUUUUAUAUAAGUAUUGAUGAAUUCUAGUUGCCGAAAUAUACUUCGGUUAAUCAAGGAAAUUACAUCCCAUUUCAAGGAAAUUUUAAAGCAAAAUCAAGGAAAUUUGAAUGAUCGUUGUGGAAACACUGAUAGUGUUCUCAGUUCUGAACAUGCAGUGGUUCUGAACUGUGUGAUUUUAUUUAGCUCGUUUCUAUGUCAAAAUAAUUCGGAUAUAAAGUAUUAUAAAGAUUUAAAAAGCAAGGAUUCGAUUGAGUAACAUUUUUCAUCGAAGUUUAGCUGUAUUAGCGACAACGUCAGAGAAAAGCCAUGCCUGUGAAAUGUGUGUUCUGUAACAAGAUAUUUUCAUACAGAAGCGAUUUGGUAAGGCAUGAAAGGACACAUACUGGAGACAAACCUCAUGUAUGUGAUGUUUGCAACAAGAGAUUUGCAGCAUUGGGCAGUUUAAGGAAACACAAAAUUACACAUACUGGAGACAGGCCUUAUGAAUGUGAUGUUUGCAACAAGAGAUUUUCUAAAAUAAGCAAUUUAAGGGCACACAAAAGGGGACAUACUGGAGACAAACCUUAUGAAUGUGAUGUUUGCAACAAGAGAUUUUCUCAAAUGAGCAAUUUAAGGGCACAUAAAAGGACACAUACUGGAGACCAACCUUUUGAAUGUGCUGUUUGCAACAAGCAAUUUUCUCAAAUGAACAGUUUAAGGGCACAUAAGAGGACACAUACUGGAGACAAGCCUUAUGAAUGUGAUGUUUGCAACAAAAGAUUUUCAGUUACAAGCAGUUUAGCUAGACAUAAAAUAACACACACUGGAGACAAACCUUAUGAAUGUGAUGUUUGCAACAAGCGAUUUUCUCAAAUGAGCGAUUUAAGGUUACAUAAAAGGACACAUACUGGAGACAAACCUUAUGAAUGUGAUGUUUGCAACAAGCGAUUUUCUCAAAUGAGCAAUUUAAGGGCACAUAAAACGACACAUACUGGAGACAGACCUUAUGAAUGUGAUGUUUGCAACAAGAGAUUUUUAGCUCCAAGUCAUUUAGCUCAACAUAAAAUAACACACACUGGAGACAAACCUUAUGAAUGUGAUGUUUGCAACAAGAGAUAUGCAACUUCAGGUAAUUUAACUAAACAUAAAAUAACACAUACAGGAUGCAAACCUUAUGAAUGUGAUGUUUGCAACAAGAGAUUUUUUCAAAUGAGCAAUUUAAAGUCACAUAAAAGGACACAUACUGGAGACAAACCUUAUGGAUGUGAUGUUUGCAACAAGAGAUUUUUAUUUCCAAGCCGUUUAGCUGAACAUAAAAUAACACACACUGGAGACAAACCUUAUGAAUGUGAUGUUUGCAACAAAAGAUUUGCAGCUCCACAUAAUUUAACUAAACAUAAAAUAAUACAUACAGGAUGGAAACCUUAUGAAUGUGAUAUUUGCAACAAGAGAUUUACUCAAUUGAAUGGGAUGAGGACACAUAAAAGGACACAUAAAAGGACACAUACUGGAGACAAGCCUUAUGAAUGUGAUGUUUGCAACAAGAGAUUUGCAGCUCCAAGUAAUUUAAUUACACAUAAAAGAACACAUAAUGGUGACAAACCGUAUCAAUGUGAUGUUUGCAACAAAAGAUUUGCUCAAUUGGAAAAUUUGAAGGCCCAUAAAAGAACGCAUACUGGAUGCAAACCUUAUGAAUGUGAUGUUUGCAACAAGAGAUUUACUCAAUUGGGCAGUUUAAGGACACAUAAAAGAACAUGUACUGUAUGCAAACCUUAUGAAUGUGAUGUUUGCAAGAGUAGAUUUUCACAAUCCAGCACCUUAGUAACACAUAAAACACAAGUGCACAAGAAGAACAAGAGUUUUGAGUGUGCUGUAUGCAAGAAAAUAUUCACACGAGAACAAAGUCUGAAGCGCCACAGAAGAGUGCAUUUGAAAGAUGGCUUGCUGUUGUGCAGCAUGUGUGGCAUAGAAAUUAAUCAACCACAAGAAUAUGCCAAUGAGAUGCCUAGCAGUAGUCAUUACAAUUGUGACAAAUGUGACAAACAAUUCCCUGAUUGUCUGGGCUUGACACAACACAAGAUGAAAGACCAUGGUAGCAGCUACCAGUGCGAUGUCUGUCAAGAGUUAGAGUCACAAGAAGCAACUGGUAUUGGAUACAUUUGUUCUAUUUGCGAUACUGAGUUUGACAUUGCGACUGAACUUGAAAGUCAUAUGGAGACCCAUGACAAUCCGUUGUCAGAAUAAGCUAGAUAAUAUGAAAACUAUUUAGAGAAGAAAAAAUAAAAAAAGGAUUUUUGUUCAUUUCAUAUUUUUUUCUUUUUAUUUAAUUAAAUGAACUACUUAUGUUAAUGAUGUACAUUUAUUAAAAAAUAGUGUGAAUAAAUUGAUCUGAUUUGUUGUUUUGAGGUUUCUUUUGAAAUUGAUUUGAGACUAUUUGAAAUAUAUAUAAUUCACUGAUUGACUGAAAUUCACUCAAUCUUGUUCCCAGAGCAUGCCCGUUCGCAGGUUAGGAUUGUCCCACACUUCAAUCACCGAGAAUUUUCUUUUGCAUAGUGGAAGCGGAAGCACGACUUUAACAGCUUCCGUUUUCGCGCCAUAUUUUCGUACUGUUCUCAGUUCUGAACUGCGUGACCUUUUUUUGCUCAUUUUUAUGUCAAAAUAAUUCGGAUAUAAACUAUUAUAAAGAUUUAGAAAGCAAAGAUUCAAGGAUUCCAUUGGGUAACAUUUUUCAUCGAAGUUUGGCAGCACGAGCGACGGCGUCAGAGAAAAACGAUGCCUGUGAAAUGUGAGUUCUGUAACAAGUUAUUUCCAUUCAGAAACGAUUUGGUAAGGCAUGAAAGGACACAUACUGGAGAAAAACCUUAUGAAUGUGAUGUUUGCAACAAUAGAUUUUCUCGAUUGAGCACUUUAAGGACACAUAAAAUGACACACACUGGAGACAAACCUUAUGAAUGUGAUGUUUGCAACAAUAGAUUUUCUCGAUUGAGCACUUUAAGGACACAUAAAAUGACACACACUGGAGACAAACCUUAUGAAUGUGAUGUUUGCAACAAGAGAUUUUCUCAAAUGAGCACUUUAAGGGCACAUAAAACGACACAUACUGGAGACAAGCCUUAUGAUUGUGAUGUUUGCAACAAGAGAUUUUCUCGAUUGAGCACUUUAAGGAGACAUAAAAUGACACACACUGGAGACAAACCUUAUGAAUGUGAUGUUUGCAACAAAAGAUUUUCAGCUCCAAGCCGUUUAAGUCAACAUAAAAUAACACACACUGGCGAAAAACCUUAUGAAUGUGAUGUUUGCAACAAGCGAUUUUCUCAUAUGAGCAAUUUAAGGGCACAUAAAAGGACACAUACUGGAGACAAGCCUUAUGAAUGUGAUGUUUGCAACAAGAGAUUUACAGCAUUGGGCAGUUUAAGGACACACAAAAUGAUACAUACUGGAGACAGACCUUAUGAAUGUGAUGUUUGCAACAAGAGAUUUUCUCAAAUGAGUAGUUUAAGGACACACAAAAGGACACAUACUGGAGACAGACCUUAUGAAUGUGAUGUUUGCAACAAGCGAUUUUCUCAAACGAGCAAUUUAUGGGCACAUAAAAGGACACAUACUGGAGACAAGCCUUAUGAAUGUGAUGUUUGCAACAAGAGAUUCGAUCGAUUGAGCAAUUUAAGGACACAUAAAAGAAUGCAUACUGCAUGCAAACCUCAUGAAUGUGAUGUUUGCAACAAGAGAUUUUCUCAAUUGAUCAGUUUAAGGACACAUAAAAUGACACAUACUGGAGACAAACCUUAUGAAUGUGAUGUUUGCAACAAGCGAUUUUCUCAAACGAGCAAUUUAAGGGCACAUAAAAGGACACAUACUGGAGACAAGCCUUAUGAAUGUGAUGUUUGCAACAAGAGAUUUUCUCAAUUGAGAAGUUUAAGGACACAUAAAAGAACACAUACUGCAUGCAAACCUUAUGAAUGUGAUGUUUGCAAGACUAGAUUUUCACAAUCCAGUACCUUAGUAACACAUAAAGCACAAGUGCACAAGAAGAACAAGAGUUUUGAGUGUGCUGUCUGCAAGAAAAUAUUCACACGAGAACAAAGUCUGAAGUGCCACAGAAGAGUGCAUUUGAAAGAUGGCUUGCUGUUGUAACAAGUUCUGUAACAAGUUAUUUCCAUUCAGAAACAAUUGAGGACCAAAAUACUACAACUACAAUUGAGGGCCACACGUUUUUCAGCCUUCGGCUGUAAUGUGUUUUACCCUUGUUAAAUAAAGUUGCUACUGUUACUACUACUACUACUGUGCAGCAUGUGUGGCAGAGAAAUUAAUCAACCACAGCGAUAUGCCAAUGAGAUGCCUAGCAGUAGUCAUUACAAUUGUGACAAAUGCGACAAACAAUUCCCUGAUUGUCUGGGGUUGACACAACACAAGAUGAAAGACCAUGGUACCAGCUACCAGUGUGAUGUCUGUUAAGAGUUAGAGGCCCAAGAAGCAACUGGUAUUGGAUACAUUUGUAGUAUUUGCAAUACUGAGUUUGACAUUGCGACUGAACUUGAAAGUCAUAUGGAGACCCAUGACAAUGCGUUGUCAGAAUAAGCUGGAUAAUAUGAAAACUAUUCAGAGAAAAAAUAUAAAAAAAACAUAUAUUGUUUCAUAUUUUGUUUUGUUUUAUUUAAUUAAAUGAACUACUUUGUGAAUAAAUUGAUUUGAUUUGUUGUUUUGAGAUUGAUUUGAAUUGAUUGAUUUGAUAUGAUUUGAGACUAGACUAGUCAAGUUUGAAAAUAGACAAGUUGCAUACUAGACUAAUUUUUGAUCUGGACAAAAAAGUAAAUUCCCAUAAAGACCGUAUUACAGUAAAAUUAGAUAAAAAUAAACUCUUUAACAAUUGUCAAUAAUAAACAACAAAAAUAAUUUGAGAUAUUUUAUGACAUUUUGUUACUAUUAUAAGUCUGUAAAUCGUUUUUUUAAAAUGCUGCAAAUAGCAUUUCAGAGACUCUUGUUUUAAAAUUUUCUGGGGCCGUGCCCCUGAACCCCCCAGAUUGUCACACACACACCUUUGGUGGCCGCUAAAUGUGCACCCCACUUUUAGAGCCACUUGACGCCCCUGAUGGAGGGUGUGCAUAAUAUAUUAAAACUUGUUGAUUUGAAAGUCUUGAUGGUACCAUGCAUGCUUAUCAUUUACCAAAGUUUAUAAUGAAUUGGAUUUUCUAUAUUUUUGCUAGGCGUGUCUGGGGUCAUCCUGAUAAGCAACAACACGAUACAGAAAGCACGCCUGCAAACACUCUAUCUCUUCAAGUGCCUAACUUAGCCAACCAAUCAUCGACACUACACGAUUCACAAGACAGUAUAUAUUACAGCUGUGGAUCCAUUAACAAGGAGAUAGCACCUUCUGAGUAUAAUGGUGGUUGGUCGAAGAGAUAUGAACAGCAAGUUUCACAGGCGUCACAAAGAAGCAUUUGGAGUCCAGCGCUUCCAACUUCUACCUCGACUGUUGAAAGUGUAUGUGAAUUGUGGUAUAACGUAUAAUGUUUAGAGAUAUUCAGUGGCUUAUACAUUAGCCUGACGCAAACCUUAAUCCGAUCGCUCUUCACACACAGUAAAGUUUAUAUUUAAUAUCCAAUCAAAAUGUUCCAGGAGAAAUGUCAAUUGACCCUAGAUGUGCUUACGUCAGGCAAUUUUGACACCAUCUAAACUUUAGGUAUACGCAAUGCAAUGUGGUAUAUAUGUGGGUAAAAUAUUCAUUGUUUGACGUAACGACUUCGAAGGUCAAUUUCACACAAUGUCAACAACAAUCUAAUUAUAGUUAAAACUACUAAAUAGGUCAUGAACAGUGGUAGUACAAUGUAAUUAGCACCAACCAAUCAAAAGACAGAUCAAAUUUUUUUAGUCUGAUGGACCAAUCAGGUGAAAAGCUCGAUUUUGGCUUUUUUACUUGACAGGGAUUUGUGUCAGGCCCUCUUUUCCCAUCCAUCGAUUCCAUCCACCCGCAUUUAAGGAAGGGAAACGAUGCCUGAUACUAGGCUACCAAUACAUCUCACUUUCAUCUUUGUGACCUAAGUUCCAUUCUUUCAAUAGACCCUUUGCACUGACGUCACAAAUCCUUAGAGUGUCCUCCAGAUGCUCCCUAACAAUAUCUGUUCGGGUACAACAACCACCACAUACAGCGCAAAAACUAACCAUUUUAAUACAAAAUUAUUAUAAAGUUUUACAAAAUUUGCUUUGUUUACAAAAGUUAUAUUAUGCAUAGAUUGCUAAUUUGUCCUACAGAUGCAUCGUCGCCGGUGCUGUGACGUCAUGUGCAAUGGGUCUAUAUGCAGUUGUCCAAUCUCGUUCCCCGAGCCUGCGAUCCUUGGGAAGGAACGUGAGGCUCUGGGAUAAUCAGUUUCAGAGGGGAAUCUGAUUGGCCGUUGAAAUGGAAUGCGCAGUUCAAUGUUAGCCAGGAUCCCUGGCUUCCGGCAACGGAUUAUCCCAGAGCCUCACGUUCCUUCCCGAGGAUCGCAGGCUCGGGGAACGAGAUUGGCAGUUGUCUGUUUAUAAUUUGUUUCAGGUUUUGUUUGGAUGCCCUGGUUUUCUGUACUAACACUGGAAUUAUUAAACCUAUAAUUAACGUUUUUCAUUCCAUUCUGUGCAGUUUCCACGGAAGGAAGUAUGGCCGCCAUCAUUGAAACGACAAGAUGGUGUAGAUGUUGAUGAGGGUGACCCGAACUCGAUGGUUGGAGAAUCUGUUUUCUCUCUUGGCUUGGAAAUAUCUGGCUUUGAACUUUUUCCUGCUGCAAAACAGGCUAGGUAAUAUAUAUGAUUCACUAUUAAAAGUUGAACGAGCCUUUAAGACUUGUUCACACUGUUAAAGCUUCUGUGAUCACAGUAGGAAUUUUGCAUAGGUAAGAAUUUUGUAUAGGUAGGAAGUUUUGAAGAAUUUGUAAGAAAUCUUUGAGGGAACUGACUUAGUGUUAAACGGUGAGUUAGUUCCCUCAAAGAAACUUUUAUAGUGUAAACCUUUAUACGAAAAAUACUAAUAGACCAGCUUUUGAGAGAUGUAAUAUUUCGGUUUCAGUGUCAUGCUAAUCAGAAUGCUUUGUUUCAUUCCUGAAUACAGGGGUGUAUAUUCUUCAAUGACCUUUGAUUUCUUCCCCCCCCCCUCUCUUCAGCUUUGAUUUUCUUCCCUGUAUUCCCUGUAUCUUGAAGAAAUUUGGGCGCGACACGGGAGUCUGGGCUCCACCUUUAUUAUUCCAAUAAUUUCCCUACGAUUUAAAGAAUUAUUUUCGAAAAAACGUUUGGUUCAAGGUAGAAAAAUGAUGUUACAAUGCUGAUUUUGACAACAAAUUUUUUAGUUUAUGUAGAACUUCUGCAUCUCAAUGAUAAACAGCACAACAAAAUAAUUGAUUAUUGAUAUAUUAACUAGAGAUGUUCCCAUUAAGAAGUACUCCUCUCUCUAAAUUACGUUCAUUUUUUAACAAACGUUUUUAGUUUCACAAACAUUAAUAUAUUUAAUUUAUGAUUUAAAUAUUGACAUUAUGUUCCAAUUCCCCUUCCUCUUGCCAUAAAAAGUCAUACUUCAUCUAUACCCCUCCCCCUCCUUGCUGACAAUAUGAGACUGAUCCCCAAGUUUUCUCAGUUCUUCUUCAUUCUCAUCCCUUGUCCUUUCUCUUCUUUUCCUUUUGCUCCCUCAUUUUCCUUUUGCCCUUUCCUUUCUUUUCCCUUUGUUCUCUUCUUUUCCCUCUUUCUUUUCCCUUCCUUUCCUUUCUUUUUCACUCUUCUUUGAAUUUCUUCCCUGGCCCUAAGACCCUUUGAUUCCUUCCCCCCCCCCCAAGGGGGGGGGGGGGAAUUAUAGAAAAUAUACACCCCUGCCUGAAUAUCGUUUAAUUGAAGAAAAGAUCUCUCAAAAGUGUAAAUAAACGGUCGUACCAACUUGCUUGCCAGUGACGGCGUCUUGUACUCGUGGUGAAGUCUAAAGCUCUCUGAUCACUUUAUUUCGUUGUUUUUAUAGUUCAAAUAGUUCCAAAUCAAUUAAUGAGAGGAGCGAAAGAUUUGAUCAAAGAAAUGCGACUUUUCAACCUCCUGUAAGUAACAACUCUCGAGUUUUCAUUACAGCAAUAAGUAAGGAAAAAGUUAUUUCGCUGACCUCAGAAUGACAUUUCGUCAAAAAAAAUUUCUUCAAGAUUGGUUUAGAAACAAAUUGGAGUAGGGUUAGGUUAGGGUUAGAGUAAAGAUUAGGGUUUGGGUUAGAGUUAGUGUUUAGAAUAGGGUUAGUGUUAAUAAAAUCGUUGUUUUGUUACGUUUUGUCACUCUGAGGCCAGCGAAAUAACCUCUUCCAGUAAAGUAAAGCCCCGCAUAAAAGAACCAGUGAAUUUUGACUUCAGGCUGAAGUUGUUCUCAUAUACUCUUACUUCACACAAUACUUUUUUUCUAUUCUACACAUUAAUGGGGACUGUUGUUGCAUAAAACUAUUGCUGUGACACUAAUAUAGUUAUCGUUACAUAUAUCUAAACUUAAAAAAAACUUGUAUUUUGGAUGCUUAAUUGCCCAAAUUUCAGGCUAGUGGUUCUUAACCUACUGGCUCUUUUAUGUGGGGCUUUACUGUAUGCAAUCUGUUGUGAGAAGAGUGGGUCUAGUUUAACUCUACCAAAUACCAGAGUAUAUUACCUUCUCUUGCAACACUGCAGGAAUAAUGGGUGACAAUUACUGGACUCCUUAAGGCAAUUCCGCAGUAAUUGUUCCCGAAAUGAGAAUCUGCUGAAACUUACCAGGCAUGGAGUUUAUGAUAUACUUAAAGUAAAAUCACACAAAAAAGUCGGACUCAUUAAGAAGAUAUGACAAUCACAAUAUACCACAUUUACCCCCAAUAUGGCACCAUCUUGACGCUCAUUAUGAGUAACAGCAAACUCACAACAGCCCGAUAUUUAUUGACGCUUUUAGCGCGGAUUUUGCUUUAGUAAACCUAUCUUGUAAUUAUUUUUGAAAAAAUAUUGUGUUUUGAGCAAAAUGAAACUACUAACGUGUAAAAUUCUGAUCCACAAAUGUCUUUUCCACAUUUCUUUACAUAUCUUUCUUUGAGAACAUGCAUUGAUAAAGCAUUUUUUUCAAGAUCCAGAAAUUAUUUUUCUUUUAAUUUCGGAUAUAAAAUGUAAAAUGCAUUAAAGAAAUAAAUUAUCAGUUAAAAAACGGGGGUCACCGUCUCGCCGAUCUUUUAAGGGAAUUGUGGUAUUAAAACGUGAAAUACAAGUAAAUAAAUAUACUGCGGAUUCAGGUAGACCGUGAAAUGCGAAUAGUUGUCGCGUUAGUUUUAACAGUCGUAUACGAUGACGUUUCUAGGCAGAUUUUCGACGUUUCUAAGGCGUGGCUUCAACGUUUAUUUUUAAAAUUUGAACGUUGUAAUUACAAGGUAAUUGCUAAAUAGUAUACUUCAAAAUAAGGUUUACGUUUUUAUAACGUAGAAAAAAUAUCCUAACGCAAAACUAAACCCUAACCUAACCCUAACUUAUUUAAAAAAUUGAUAUAAAAACGGAAACCUUAUUUUGAAGUAUACUAUCUGGCAAUUACCUUGUAAUUACAACGUUCAAUUUUUAGAAACGUCGAAAAUCUGCCUAGAAACGUCAUCGUACAACUGUUAAAACUAACGCGACAACUAUUCGCAUUUCACGGUCUACCUGAAUCCGCAGUACUACAGACACAGGAACCCUAGCUACACUUUUGUAUGCCUUUUUUGAAAACAUUGAUUUUAACGUAAUUCUCUGCACGAAUGUAACCAAAGAUGUCUUGAAGUAACAUAAAAUUGUCAUAAAAUGAUAUUUUUUAAACGGUACGUAUAAUGGAUGAAAUUAUAAGUUAUAAGAUGUGCGCAGUAAAAGUGCGCAAUGCAAAACUGAGGAAUUACCUUAAGAGAACAGUUUAGAACUAUAGAGUAAGAGGACACCUUUAUGUAAGAAGGGUUAGUUUUGUUUUGGGAGAGGGGAGUGAAUCCAUUCUAAACCAACUGGUCUCAGUAAAAACAAUGUGUAAUAACAAAUGUUAUAAAUAUUUUUCAAGAUGUGGCAAACAGGACCGCGAGGUAUACAAACUGCGGGUCAGUUUUCAGAAAGAUCGUCAUCUUACGGCGAAGGAUUACACCAUCUACCACAACACGAACAUCUCGAACGAAUGAGACUACACACACACCAUAGUGAUCCAUUCUUAGCCAAGAAUAUCCCCUGGUCACACGGAGUGCCACCGAUGUACAUGAAGGUCCGGUAUAACCCCAACCUCAUUGCACCUUACACUGGGGAGGAGGUGCCAGGUGGAUAUGGUUCUCUGCAAUCCGGGAGGGGGCCGCGAGGUUUUCCGAAACAAGGACAGAACCCAUUGGACAGACGCAGGACAACUUCUCAGUUUUAUGUACCGCCCAGGGCAGGCCCCUUGUGA